GUGCACUCACUCGGAAGCUGUCCUACGUCGCCGUUGCGUUGCCGCAUCGAUGCAGUGGCGGGGCAGCAAAAGCGAAGCGCCGGGUGCCGCGCUGCCAUUACCGCGUCGCCGCACCGUACGCAUGCGCGGCCACUCGCGGUCCUAGCGCGGGAAACACGUGCACCAAACAUCGGGAAAAGUUGCGAGUUUUGAAUUUCGAACAGAGACGAUCUUUAAUAAUAUAUUUCUUUAAUUUUACUCUGUGCCAGUGUUGUUUUUGUAGUAGGAAUUCUAAAAUCUCAGUAUGAAGUACAAGGUGAAGGAUGUGGACAGCGAGAGCCAGCACUCGGUGAAAAGCCCCGACGACACCAGCCGGCUCGAGGAGAAACUUGAGCGCACAGUGCGAUGUUCAUCUGUGCUGAUCGGCGCGCUGGGCCUGUCGCUGAUAGCCCUGGGGGUGUACACCACGGUGCUGGUGCUGGGGGAGUACAAGAGCCCGCGGCCCUGCCUCAGCGAGGAGUGCGUCGCUACAGCUUCAAGGAUGCUCGAGUCCUUAAACAAAGAGGUGAAUCCGUGUACCGACUUCUACGAGUUCGCGUGCGGCGGUUGGAUCAAAAAGAACCCGGUACCCGAGUGGUCCACGUCCUGGGACCAGCUGGCCAAGCUGCGGGAACAGCUAGUCAGCGACCUCAGGGAACUCCUCGAGGCUGAUGACGAGCCCGAUCUGCCAGCAAGCGUGAAGAAGGCCAAGUCGCUUUACAGGACCUGUAACAAUGUCGAAAAGUUGGAAGCUGAAGGCAUAAAACCCAUCCAAAAAGUGUUGGAGAAGCUGGGUCUUCCCCCGCUGCCGCCCAGCGAACCAACCGUCAAUUUCACCUGGGUGGUGCCGGCCGGCCGCGCGCGCCGCAUGCUCGGCCUCAACGUGCUGCUCAGCGUGCAGAUCGCUGAGGACGUCAGGAACACUAGCAGGAACCGCAUCGUGAUCGAGCAAGUGUCACCCGGGUUCAGCGACCGCUACCUGCUGCAGCCAGAACAAUUUGCGCACGAGGUGGCGCAGUACCGCAAAUACAUUCGUGACGUCAUCGCCAUCGCCGACCCCAAAGCCGACGCCGACCGCUUCGCCGACGACAUCGUUGACUUCAGCAAGAGCCUCGCUAAGAUAAUGACUCCUGUAGAAGUCCGCCGCAGCGGGACUCACCUGUUCCAUGAAGUCAAUGUGCUGCAGUUGAUUCAGGGCUCCAACGGAGGACCGGCCGAAUGGAAAUUGCACGACUGGGAGCGAUACCUGCAGCUGGUGUUCAGCGACAGCGACGUACAGCUACAGGAUGCCGACCGCGUCAUCGUGAUGGACCUGCCCUACCUGCACCGCCUGGCCGCGCUGCUGGCCACCGCCCCGCCCUUACUGAUCGAGCGGUUCCUGUGGUGGUCGGUGUUCUCGACGCUGGCCCCGAUGUCGCGCGCGUCGUUCCGCGAGCUGGGAUUCGAGUUCUCGCGCGCGGUCUUCGGGCUGCAGCAGCGCACGCCGCGCUGGAAGGCGUGCACGGCCAACGUUAACGCCAACUUCGGCGUCGCGCUCAGCUACCUCUACGUCAGGCGGCACUUCGCCAACCACUCAAGGGAGAAGGCCAUCGAGAUGGUUGAGGACGUCCGGCAUGCGUUUGCCGACGAGGUGGAGCAGCUGGAUUGGAUGGACAGCAGCACGCGUCUCAAAACUUUGCGCAAACUGCGCGCCAUCCGCAACUACGUCGCGUACCCCGCCUGGCUGCUGCAGGCCGCGCGCCUCGACCAGCACUACGCGCACCAGUGGUGGUCGGCCGCCACGUUGGAGCACUACCACGGCAAGGUGCAGUGCAUCAUCGAGCAGUACAGCCGCUACCACAUGCCGCAGCUACCUAAUUAUACGGGCGAGAACAUCGCGGACAACGGCGGCCUGCGCGCCGCACUCCGCGCCCGCGCGCUGCACGCCGCCAGGCAUCCUGCCGCCGCGCGCGACACGCUGCCCGCGAUGCCUUAUAGCCCCGACCAACUGUUCUUCUUAGGAUUCGCACAGAUAUGGUGCGGGAACUCGACUGUUGGCGCGCUCAAAUCCAAAAUGGUGGAAGGCGUGCACAGUCCCAACAAAAUCAGAGUGAUAGGCACUCUGAGCAACUCCAAGGAGUUCGCCGACGCGUGGCAGUGCCCGCUCGGAUCACCCAUGAACCCCGAACACAAGUGUGUGUUGUGGUGACCGACGCUCAAGCUAAUUUGUGAUCUUAGAUUUAAGUCCACCAAAGACAUUUACUCUGCUAGGUUACCUUAAAGUUACCGCCUUAGUUUUAAUAUAAUUGUACAAAUAAUAUCUUUGAAACAGCGUAACAAUGCGCUGAAUUAUAGCAGAACCAUUGGUAUGUGCAUAUUUUUAUGUAAAUUAGGAUCAUAAAACAUUAUGAAGACUGAACGAAGGAUAACUUCCAGUGUUUUAAGGAAUGACUAUCAAAUUAGGUUUAACAAGAAUAUUAAUAUGAUUGUACUGAUUGGACAUAUUUUAAAAUAACUGUUAUGAUUACAAAGUGUUUGAAAUUUGUGCAUUGUCAAUUUAUAAAAACUGAAAAAUAUUUAUUACAAUUAAAAGAUAAAUAUAUACAAAACAAACAUGUAUUUUUAUUUUUUUCUGAUAUAAGGAAAUUCAUAUACAGGUGCAGAGACCUUGGUUCCCUUCUUGAUUUUCUUUGGCUUAAGUAUUUUAGCAUCCUGGAGAUGGCGUUUCAUUUCCAUUUUCCUCUGAAUCAAUGUAAGUUCCUUUUCUCUCUCUAUCCUUUUGGUUAUCUCUUUAUAAGUUCUUUCUUUCUUUUUCUUUAUGCUUUCCACUGUUUUUGGAUCAACAUUUGGUAAAGCCAGUUUGUUUAAAUCAGACAGUCUAGGUCUGUUCGAUUUUCUGCCCAGUAGUGAAGGAUGGGUGUCGAGCCUCUUGGCAACAUCAAAUGUCUUCUCUUCUCCCUCAUCCACAUAGAAAAUGUGGGUGUUUGGGGUUGAAUCUGCUAUCUCGGUCAUAUGCAAGUGGGACUGUAAUCUAUUAAUUCGCCUGCUUUCAAUAGUUCUCUUCAUAUUGAUGUACUUAAUAUCUUGUGUUUGCAUCAAUUUCACCUGUUCUGGGGUAUAUUCGUCAUCUUUUUCCAAUUCAUGAUGGAUACCACCUUUUACUCUGGAGUUUAUCAUGUGAUAAUAAAACUCAUCAGGAUUUUUAUCAAGUGUGCGCUUCCGCAAAAGCUUGAGGGUCUGUCCUUUUUCAUGAUAGUCUUCAGCCCUUUUCUUGUAAUCUUUUUUCUUUUCUAACAGCCCAAGGUGUUUCCUGGACUCUGGCUGGUGUCUCUCUUUGUGGGUUUUCUGAUUUGCUUUGGCAGCCUUUCUCCACGACGACAUUUUAAUUUUAUUAAAUUGUAAAAGUCACUAAAGAUAUUUAUUUAUUUCAAGCUAAUGUUAUAAUUUAAUAGAGUAUCCAAAAACCUAACCACCACACGUGCGUAUUUUUGUUGUGCUGUCAACCUUUUUUUUUUAUUAAAGUUUUUUUUUAAUAGUUUAACGGCCUUGGAUGAUAUCCAUACAGCCAAUUCUUCAUUAUUAUGAGUUCAUUUCAUAUUUAUCUUUGU
Molecule: messenger RNA, 3605 nt
Organism: Chilo suppressalis (striped riceborer)
Lineage: Eukaryota; Metazoa; Arthropoda; Insecta; Lepidoptera; Crambidae
Source: the annotation of a GenBank genome assembly